AUGAUGUUCACCAAGACUCUCGGCCUUGCUGCCCUCUUCUCCACCAUCGCCUCAGCCCUCCCAUCGGCCAUUGCCCGCCGUGACGGUGGCGGUGUCAAGGUCACCAACAACCUCGCGCAGGACGUUUACGCCUGGUCCGUGGCCGGCGACGUCGGCCCCAUGCAGACCAUCAAGGGCGGUGGCGGCGUCUACUCCGAGACCUGGCGUACCAACCCCAACGGCGGCGGCAUCUCUAUCAAAUUGGCCCUCGACCAGGACCAGCACGACGUCCUCCAAUUCGAGUACACCGAGGCUGGCGACACCAUCUUCUGGGACAUGUCUUGCAUUGACAUGGAGGCUGGCAAGAACCCGUUCACCGACUUCGGCUUCUCCGUCAUCCCUACUGAUGAAACCUCCACUUGCCCCAAGGCCAUUUGCAAGGCUGGUGACAGCUCUUGCUCCGCCGCCUACCUCAAGCCCACUGAUGACCACGCCACCCACGGUUGCCCGAUCGACACCGCUCUCGAUCUCACUCUUGGUCUGUCCUAA
Penicillium egyptiacum is the source of this 528-nucleotide messenger RNA. The record is from the annotation of a GenBank genome assembly. Lineage: Eukaryota; Fungi; Ascomycota; Eurotiomycetes; Eurotiales; Aspergillaceae.